CUACAGCCCUGAUUGAUCGACCCCUGUGGGUAAUGAACGUUGUUCCUAUCAUUGGACCGGAUACUUUACCCAUUAUUUUUGAUAGGGGAUUGAUUGGCACAUACCAUGACUGGUGCGAGUCCUUCAAUACCUAUCCGCGGACUUAUGAUCUUCUGCAUUCCAGCUCCCUCUUUGGAAAUUUAAGUCAAAGAUGUGACCUAGUGGAUGUAGCUGUGGAGAUGGACAGAAUGCUCAGACCAGGUGGAUAUAUUUUAGUUCAAGACACUUUGCAGAUGAUUAAACAACUUGGCUCAAUUCUGCGUUCACUUCAUUGGUCAGUAACUCUGCAUCAAGAGCAGUUUCUUGUUGGUAAGAAAGAUUUUUGGCGCCCCAAAGACGCUGCAAAAAUAUGAAAUUCCUAAGCGGUUUUGUAUAUUUUACAGUUAUAUCUCCAGUUUAUCUGUAGAGAGAAAGGGAGAAAAGAAAUUAUAGCAAAUUUACUACUAAAUGUUGAUUCAUUCAUUUCCUCUGAAGUAUUCAAAUUUAUACAAAUACAUACUUCCCAAAGGAAAGUAAUUUUGUCUCUGAAGAUGGAAAGAUGUUCGCUUUUUCGCACAGUUAUCUACAGUGGGUAAAAUGAACACUUGAUGGCACUUCAGGCUGCAGCCUAGCCCAUGUACAAGAUUAAAAAGAUAUAAAUGCCAGGUUUAACUAUGUUAUGGAUCCACUGCUUCCUUUUCUCAGUUAUGCUCAUGCUUGCAAAGCCUCCACUUAGAUAUCAAGAUAAUUCCAUGGAGUACUUAAUAUUUGUUUUAUUAUCAUUGUUGUUAUUGUUGUUUCUUUUGGGAGCAA
Messenger RNA from Nicotiana tabacum (common tobacco), 831 nucleotides. Lineage: Eukaryota; Viridiplantae; Streptophyta; Magnoliopsida; Solanales; Solanaceae. The record is from RefSeq and is a predicted model, not a curated record.